AGCCUGAUGGAGAAGGAAUGUUUUGGAAAUACUUUUGUGGUGAAAAAGUCACUUUGGUUCAAUGAUUCUGCAUUUCAGGUCAAAUGAUUAACCUGGGAAAAUACAAAGUCUUGCAGAACACAUCAAUGAUAUGCCUUCUAAAUUAUUAUGGUCUAAAGAAUACUUAUUCCAGAACAGGGACUACUUUUACUGAACUAUAGCUGACUGAUGUGUCUUUUAUUUUUCUCUGCAGAUUGGCCGAUGAAUUACACAUGCCUUCCCUGCCAGAAAUGAUGUUUGGAGACAAUAUCCUAAGAAUACAGCAUGAUCAUGGUUUUGGAAUUGAGUUCAAUGCUACAGAUGCUUUAAAAUGUGUCAAUAAUUGUCAAGGUAUGAUCAAAGUCGCUUGUGCAGAGGAGUGGCAAGAGAGCAGGAGUGAGACUGAGCACACUAAGGAAGUUGUCAAGCCGUAUGACUGGACUUACACAACAGACUACAAAGGGACGUUGCUGGGAGAUACUGCAACAUUAAAGGUUGUUCCUACAACAGAACACAUAAAUACAGAGAAAUUGAAAGCCAGGGAACAAAUUAUGUUUUUUGAAGAAGUACUUCUGUUUGAAGACGAACUUCACGAUCAUGGAGUAUCAAGUUUGAGUGUAAAAGUAAGAGUUAUGCCUUCCAGCUUUUUUGUGCUGUUGAGGUUUUUCUUGCGAGUUGAUGGGGUACUUAUCAGGAUGAAUGAUACGAGGCUUCAUCAUGAGGCUGACAAGACCUACAUGUUGCGAGAAUACACAUCCAGAGAAAGCAAAAUAUCAAGUUUAAAGCACGUUCCACCUUCCCUGUUCACAGAACCUAACGAGAUCUCUCAGUAUCUACCCAUAAAGGAGACAAUCUGUGAAAAAUUAGAAUUCCCAGAGAAGCUGGAGCCUAAACCAGAAGAAUCACUGGAAACCGUGUGUGUUAAGUCUAAUAAAUAAAUGUGACUUUAUAUGGACUUGAAGUAGACUGGA
Manacus vitellinus (golden-collared manakin) is the source of this 989-nucleotide messenger RNA. RefSeq names its product TOR signaling pathway regulator (gene TIPRL). Gene Ontology annotation, biological process: TOR signaling. The transcript is spliced from 6 exons. The coding region runs from base 252 to 956 and encodes 234 amino acids. Gene Ontology annotation, cellular component: cytosol. The record is from RefSeq and is a predicted model, not a curated record. NCBI's taxonomy places the organism in Eukaryota, Metazoa, Chordata, Aves, Passeriformes, Pipridae.